AUGGCUCCCUACACCCCAACCCAAUACCUCCUCGACCACACCUUCAUAACCCAAACCCUCCACAAACUCUACACCCUCCUCGACACCGCCCAGUUCCCCCGCCUCGCCUCCUCCGAAGUCUUCACCAGCCCCACCUUCCAGCUAGAUUAUACGGCCAUGUUCCCUAGUUCCACCAACCAGCCCACCGUCACAAGCCCACAAGCCAUCGUCGAAAACGCCUGGCGUCCACUCAUCUCAAAAAUGGUGAGCACGCAGCACGUGAUGAGCGCCGUCGUCGUCUAUGGCCUGCCGGUCCCAGGGACGGAAGUGCCCGAUGAUGGUGAUAAAGGAGGAGAAGUGAGGGAGGCAACCGCAACGGCAUAUGUGAUCGCGCAUCUGUGCAAGCGGGCGGAGGACGGGAAGGGGGUCGUGAUGACCAGUAAUGGGGGCAUUGGGGAGUAUAAGCUCGUGAGGAUGGAGGAGGGGGAGUGUAGGGCUAGGUGGGCUGGGAAGGGGUCGUGGGAUGGGAAUUGUUGGCGGGUUAGUGAGGUUAAGGUUGUGCCGAAGUGGUAUGAGGGGGAUGUGGAGGGAAUUCUGGGGCAGGUGGUGCCUUUGUGA
Molecule: messenger RNA, 597 nt
Organism: Cyphellophora attinorum
Lineage: Eukaryota; Fungi; Ascomycota; Eurotiomycetes; Chaetothyriales; Cyphellophoraceae
Exons: 1
Coding region: 1-597 (198 amino acids)
Source: RefSeq, a predicted model, not a curated record